Messenger RNA from Phragmites australis (common reed), 2671 nucleotides. Its product is annotated as digalactosyldiacylglycerol synthase 1, chloroplastic-like. The record is from RefSeq and is a predicted model, not a curated record. Gene Ontology annotation, biological process: galactolipid biosynthetic process. Gene Ontology annotation, molecular function: digalactosyldiacylglycerol synthase activity. NCBI's taxonomy places the organism in Eukaryota, Viridiplantae, Streptophyta, Magnoliopsida, Poales, Poaceae. The coding region runs from base 256 to 2484 and encodes 742 amino acids. The transcript has 7 exons. Gene Ontology annotation, cellular component: chloroplast outer membrane.
UCGCGGCUCAGAAAGGGACGCCGUGCUCUUUCAGUAGCCACUGGACCGGGCCCACCUCACCUCCGGCCUCCGGGCCGCCACCUCAGCCGUCGCCGGGGCCCGCGAAAUCUCCUCGACGGCUCUCCUUCUCCUUCACCUGCCCCAUCCUUUCCUCUCGCAUCCACCGCCGCCGCCUCCUCCUCCAUUGCCACCGCCACCGCCACCUCUCGCCGCACAAAACCCUAGCCCCAGCCGCCGUCUCUCCCUCGGCGAGCCAUGGCCAGCUUCGGCGUCGACACCCGCCCGGCCGCCGCGGCGGCCGGGGGCGGCGUGGCGGCAGGGGAGGGCGCGCUGUCCCUCCUCUCCCGCGGCCUGCGGGAGGACCUCCGCCUCAUCCGCGCGCGGGCCGGGGAGCUCGAGACCUUCAUCAACGCGGCGGUCCCGGAGCCCGAGCUCUUCGCGCGCCUCCGCCGCGCGUACACCUCCUCCGCCUCAUCGGCGCGGACGCGGCUGGACCUGUCCGCGAUUGGCAAGGCGUUCGAGGCCGAGUCAUGGAGGGGCACGAGGACGGCCAAGUGGAGGUGGGAGGUGGAGACCGAGGAGUGGGAACCCGUGCGGAUGGUCAAGGCGCGGCUCAGGGAGCUCGAGCGGAGGAGGCAGGGACAGUCAGCCAGGGACGUGCUCCAGAAGGUCAAGCUGAGCUUGAAAUCGAUGAGCUUUGUGCCUGAAGUAUCCGAGGAAGUUCCACCACUGGAUUUAGGAGAACUUUUUGCUUAUUUUCUAAAGCAAUCCGGACCAUUGUUAGACCAACUUGGUAUGAAAAGAGAUGUGUGCGACAAGUUGGUGGAGUCCCUAUGCAGCAAGCGCAAGGAUAACCAUGCAUAUACUUUUCCGUCAACAAGUGAAUCGUCUUCAUUCAGAAAUGACAAUGUUGGGGAUGAACUCGACCUAAGAAUAGCUAGUGUCCUACAAAGUACAGGACACCAUUAUGAUGGUGGAUUUUGGAAUGAUGGGCAAAAGUGUGACAUAGCUGACAAGAGACAUGUUGCCAUAGUCACUACUGCCAGUCUUCCCUGGAUGACUGGAACGGCUGUGAAUCCUUUGUUUCGGGCUGCAUACUUGGCUAAAUCUUCCAAGCAAGAUGUAACCUUGGUAGUGCCCUGGCUUUGCAAGUCAGAUCAAGAACUUGUCUAUCCUAAUAGCAUGACUUUUAAUUCGCCACAAGAGCAAGAAAAUUAUAUGAGGAAUUGGCUGGAGGAAAGAGUUGGUUUCAAGACGGACUUCAAAAUAUCGUUUUACCCUGGAAAGUUUCAGAAAGAAAGGAGAAGUAUAAUUCCUGCCGGGGACACUUCACAAUUUAUACCAUCAAAAGAAGCUGACAUUGCAAUCUUGGAAGAGCCCGAGCACCUCAACUGGUACCAUCAUGGGAAACGUUGGACAGAUAAAUUUAAUCAUGUUGUUGGUGUUGUACAUACAAAUUAUUUAGAGUACAUCAAGAGGGAGAAGAAUGGUGCUAUUCAAGCAUUUUUCGUUAAGCAUAUCAACAAUCUGGUUGCCAGAGCUUAUUGCAAUAAGAUUUUGCGACUGUCAGGUGCCACUCAAGAUCUGCCAAAGUCAAUGAUCUGCAACGUGCAUGGUGUUAAUCCCAAGUUUCUGGAGGUCGGAGAGAGAAUGGCAUUGGAGAGGGAGUCUGGCCAGCAAUCCUUCUCAAAAGGAGCUUAUUUUUUGGGGAAGAUGGUCUGGGCCAAGGGUUACAGAGAAUUGAUAGAUUUGUUUGCAAAGCACAAGAGUGAUUUGGAAGGUUUCAAGUUGGACAUCUAUGGAAAUGGUGAAGAUUCACACGAAGUGCAAUUGGCUGCCAAGAAGUUGGACCUGAACCUUAACUUUCAUAAAGGCCGGGACCAUGCAGAUGAUUCUCUUCAUGGGUACAAGGUUUUCAUAAAUCCAAGCAUUAGUGAUGUCCUCUGCACAGCAACCACCGAGGCGCUAGCGAUGGGCAAGUUCGUCGUCUGCGCAGACCACCCAUCCAACGACUUUUUCAGGUCAUUCCCAAACUGCCUGACAUACAAGACCUCGGAGGACUUCGUCGCCAAAGUGAAGGAAGCGAUGACCCGUGAUCCACAACCCCUCACCCCCGAGCAAAGAUACAACCUAUCAUGGGAGGCCGCAACCCAUAGAUUCAUGGAGCACUCCGAGCUGGACAAGGUCCUGAACAACAACAACAACAACAACAACAACAACAACAACAACAACAACAGCAACUGCACCAGCACCGCUGAAUGCACCAAAAGCACAGACAGAAAGAUGAGGAGAUCAGCGUCCGUGCCGAACAUGUCAGACAUCGUUGACGGCAGUCUGGCGUUCGCCCACUACUGCCUCACGGGCAACGAGCUUUUCAGACUGUCGACCGGAGCCAUUCCGGGAACCCUCAAUUACAACAAGCAGCAUAGUUUGGACCUCCGCCUCCUGCAUCCCCAGGUACAGAACCCCAUAUAUGGCUGGUAAAGUAUACUACCACUGUCGAUUAGUACAUAGAUAGAUAUAGCCUUGCAGUUUGUAACACUAGUCGUUUCCUUGUGUUUUUUUCUCCCUGAUGCCAAAGGCAAGCCUUGUCCAUUAUUACAAACCACUCUACUUGUAGUGAAAUUAGAAUAUAUUUUUUUAGAAAAAAAAGGCCCUCCUUUUGAACUUU